Dama dama (fallow deer) is the source of this 4661-nucleotide messenger RNA. It is a transcript of the gene PEAR1, whose product is annotated as platelet endothelial aggregation receptor 1. Bases 365 to 3583 code for a protein of 1072 amino acids. Gene Ontology annotation, cellular component: membrane. The record is from RefSeq and is a predicted model, not a curated record. The transcript is spliced from 25 exons. NCBI's taxonomy places the organism in Eukaryota, Metazoa, Chordata, Mammalia, Artiodactyla, Cervidae. Gene Ontology annotation, molecular function: protein binding.
CCACAACGUUCGGCCUCCCCGCCGCUCCCGCAGUCUGGCUAGGGCUCCACGCAGGGACCACGCAGGGACCCUGUCCUCCUCUGGGCCCACCCGGGCGUUCCCCAUCCUAGGCAAACGGAGAAAUAAGGUCGCGAGGCAGGCUCCAUAUCCUGAGCACCGGGACCCCCAGGAUCCUCUCUGGAUGGCCCCCGGCCCUGGGGCCUGAGGACUGUGACACCCUGUCCCUGGCUCACCUGAGUUUCUCAGGCCCCAGGAUGCCAUAGAGCCCUGCCUGGCUCCGUCUCUGCAGAGACUUGCUCCUCCAGGUCUGUGGCCACAGUGCCCCUCACCUGCUCCGCACCUGGCCCCAUCACAGGCCCCUGCAAUGUCACCACCCCUGCGGGCCCUCCUUCUCCUGGCCCUGGAGCUGGGGCUGGCUGCCACCCUCAACCCCAAGGACCCCAACACCUGCAGCUUCUGGGAAAGUUUCACCACCACGACCAAGGAGUCGCACUCCCGCCCCUUCAGCCUGCUCCCCUCGGAGCCCUGCGACCGGCCCUGGGAGAGCCCGCACAGCUGCCCCCGGCCCACAGUUGUCUACCGGACCGUGUACCGCCAGGUGGUGAAGACGGAACACCGGCUGCGCCUGCGGUGCUGCCGGGGCUUCUAUGAGAGCCACGGCGCCUGUGUCCCGCUCUGUGCUCAGGAGUGUGUCCAUGGCCGCUGUGUGGCACCCAAUCGGUGCCAAUGUGUGCAAGACUGGCGGGGUGACGACUGCUCCAGCGCUUGUGCCCCAGGAGUGUGGGGGCCGAAGUGUGACCAGCCCUGCAACUGCGGCAACGGCAGCUCCUGUGACCUCAAGAGUGGGGCAUGCUCCUGUCCCUCUGGCCUGCAGCCCCCGCACUGCCUUCAGCCCUGCUCCACUGGCCGCUAUGGCCCUGCCUGCCAGUUCAGCUGCCAGUGCCACGGGGCACCCUGUAACCCCGAGACCGGAGCCUGCCUCUGCCCCCCAGAGAGAACUGGGCCCAGCUGCGAGGUGUCCUGUUCGCCCCGGAGUGCUGGCUUCUCCUGCCCCAGCGCUCCUCCUUGCCAAAACGGGGGAGUCUUCCAGGCCUCCCAGGAUUCCUGCAGCUGCCCACCUGGCUGGACGGGCACCAUCUGCUCCCUGCCCUGCCCCGAGGGCUUCCAUGGACCCAACUGCUCCCAGGAAUGUCGCUGUCACAACGGAGGCCUCUGCGACCGAUUCACCGGGCAGUGUCGCUGUGCUCCGGGAUACACGGGGGACCGGUGCCGCGAGGAGUGCCCCGUGGGCCGCUUCGGGCAGGACUGCGCUGAGACGUGCGACUGCGCCCCGGGCGCCCGCUGCUUCCCGGCCAAUGGCGCGUGUCUGUGCGAACACGGCUUCACCGGGGACCGCUGCGCCGAGCGCCUCUGCCCCGACGGCCUCUACGGCCUCAGCUGCCAGGAGCCCUGCACCUGCGACCCGGAACACAGCCUCAGCUGCCACCCGAUGAGCGGGGAGUGCUCGUGCCUGCCGGGCUGGGCGGGCCUCCACUGCAACGAGAGCUGCCCGCAGGACACGCACGGGCCGGGCUGCCAGGAGCACUGCCUCUGCCUUCACGGCGGCGUCUGCCAGCCCGACAGCGGCCUCUGCCGGUGCGCGCCCGGCUACACGGGACCGCACUGCGCCAGCCUCUGCCCCCCUGACACCUACGGAGUCAACUGCUCCGCACGCUGUUCCUGCGAAAAUGCCAUCGCCUGCUCGCCCAUCGACGGCGCCUGCGUCUGCAAGGAAGGCCCAGGCCAGAGGCAUCUCUUCGCUGAACAUUCCUCAUCCUCAGUCAUACAGAAUCACAGAAUGCCGGCGCCAGGAGAUCUACCAGCGGUGGCCCGUUGGCAGCGUGGUAACUGCUCUGUGCCCUGCCCGCCGGGAACCUGGGGCUUCGGUUGCAACGCCAGCUGCCAGUGUGCCCAUGAGGCAGCCUGCAGCCCCCAGACUGGAGCCUGUACCUGUACCCCUGGGUGGCAUGGGGCCCACUGCCAGCUCCCCUGCCCGAAGGGGCAGUUUGGUGAAGGCUGUGCCAGUCGCUGUGACUGUGACCAUGCUGACGGCUGCGAUCCUGUUCACGGACACUGCCAGUGCCAGGCUGGGUGGACAGGUACCCGCUGCCACCAGCCCUGCCCUGAGGGCUUCUGGGGAGCCAACUGUAGCAACACCUGUACCUGCAAGAACGGGGGCACCUGCAUCCCCAAGAACGGCAAUUGCGUUUGUGCACCCGGAUUCCGAGGCCCCUCCUGCCAGAAAUCCUGUCAGCCAGGCCGCUAUGGCAAACGCUGUGUGCUCUGCAAGUGUGCCAACCAUUCCUCCUGCCACCCUUCGAAUGGGACCUGCUACUGCCUGGCUGGCUGGACCGGCCCUGACUGCUCUCAACCAUGCCCUUUGGGACACUGGGGAGCCAACUGUGCCCAGCUCUGCCAGUGUCGCCAUGGUGGGACCUGCCACCCCCAGGAUGGGAGUUGUUUCUGUCCCCCGGGCUGGACCGGACAUCUCUGCUUGGAAGGCUGUUCUCCAGGGAUGUUUGGUGCCAACUGCUCCCAACCAUGCCAGUGUGGUCCCGGAGAGAGGUGCCACCCGGAGACUGGGGCCUGUGUGUGUCCUCCAGGGUACAGUGGUGCCCCCUGCAGGAUCGGGAGCCAGGAGCCGUUCACCAUGAUGCCCACCUCUCCAGUGGCCUAUAACUCGCUCGGGGCAGUGGUUGGCAUCGCAGUGCUGGGAUCCCUGGUGGUGGCCCUGGUGGCGCUGUUCAUUGGCUACCGUCACUGGCAGAAAGGCAAGGAGCACCGGCACCUGGCCGUGGCCUACAGCAGCGGGCGACUGGACGGCUCUGAGUAUGUCAUGCCAGAUGUCCCCCCGAGCUACAGUCACUACUACUCCAACCCCAGCUACCACACCCUGUCACAGUGCUCGCCGAACCCCCCGCCCGCUAAGAAGGUUCCAGGCAGUCAGCUCUUUGCCAGCCUCCAGGCCUCUGAGCGACCAGGUGGAGCCCACGGACUUGAUAACCAUGCCACGCUACCUGCAGACUGGAAGCACCGCCGGGAGCCCCCGCCAGGGCCUCUGGACAGAGGUAGCAGCCACCUGGACCGAAGCUACAGCUGUAGCUACAGCAACACUAACGGCCCCGGUCCAUUCUACAGUAAAGGACCCAUCUCUGAAGAGGGGCUGGGGGCCAGCAUGGCUUCCCUGAGCAGUGAAAACCCCUAUGCCACCAUCCGGGACCUGCCCAGCCUGCUAGGGAGCCCCCGGGAGAGCAGCUACGUGGAGAUGAAAGGCCCUUCCUCAGGGUCUCCCCCCAGGCAGCUUCCUCAGCUCCCGGACAGCCAGAGACGGCGACACCCCCAGCCACAGAGAGACAGUGGUACCUAUGAGCAGCCCAGCCCUCUGGUCCAUGACCGAGACUCUGAGGGGUCCCAGCCCCCACUGCCACCGGGCCUGCCUCCUGGACACUAUGACUCUCCCAAGAACAGCCACAUCCCUGUACACUACGACUUGCCUCCGGUUCGGCAUCCCCCCUCACCCCCAGUUCGGCGCCAGGACCGCUGAGGAGCCGAGAUGGUGUGCAGAAGUCAGCAUACCUGUUCUUUGCUGCUCAAGGCUGAGGACAGAGCCCACUGUACCCUGCCAGGAGCAGGGAGGGGACUGGCCGGCCGUGAACAUGAACAUGUUUAAUAGAAGACGUGAAUGGAGAGGAGAUGGGAGCCUGGCUCCCAGGUUCUGUCAUGGGAACACAGUCAGCAAGAAGUCUGUGUUCCUGUUCCCCAACCCAGUGCUUCCCAAGGCCCCUCGGGCCCUGUGUACAUAAACUGGUGGGUUCAAUGUUGCUGGAUAACUGAUUUCAAAUCAAUGUAAAAAAUGUAUAUUGGGUAAAUUUUCUGUGUACUCCUAGCCUAGGCUCAGUGCGUGUGUGUUUAUGUAUGGGUGUGUGUGUGUGUGUGUGUAGGGGGGUGUGUUUGUAUGUGUGUGUGUGUGGUUUCAGAGGGGUACCAGGCACUGGUCCUGACUUGGGGCACUCACUAUAAUGGAGAGGCAGCCCAAACCCAGUUAAAUCUAGAAAUAGCCUGAUUGGCAUCCCUGCAUUCAUCUGGUCCUCCCUCCAAUCAACUGCUCAAAACACAAGCUGAUUAGGUUACUUCUGCCUGAAAGUCUCCAUUGAUGGCCCAUUGCUCUUGGGCUACAGUCAAAAUUGUCCAAGGCUUUAAAGGCUUUGCUGGCCUGGCCUGUCUGUCUCUUCAGCCUUACUCUGAACUGUGUUCCCUGUCUCUCUGCUUCAGUUACACUGGCCUCUGUGUCCUUCUCUCAGCCACACGGCUUCCUAUGACAGGGACUUAGCACAUCUGGGAUGCUCUUCCUCCCCCACUCACCUGGUACCUCCUGCUUGUAUUCCACAUCCCGUUUUCUCUUUCAUGGCAUUGAUGGCAGAUGUAUUUAUGCACCAGAUGCCUGCAAAAGGCCAACAGGGUGCCAGGCACCUCUCUAAUGUGUUGGUUUUUAAUGUGAUUAUUUGAUUCUUCUCUGCCUUCCCCACCAGACUGUAAGUUCCCCGAAAGCAGGAAUCCCGUGUUUAUGUUCAACAUUGGUUCCCCUUGGCACAUAGUAGGCACUCAAUAAAUGUUCCCCCAAA